Molecule: messenger RNA, 1369 nt
Organism: Ixodes scapularis (black-legged tick)
Lineage: Eukaryota; Metazoa; Arthropoda; Arachnida; Ixodida; Ixodidae
Gene: Coq4
Product: ubiquinone biosynthesis protein COQ4 homolog, mitochondrial
Exons: 6
Coding region: 147-1040 (297 amino acids)
Biological process (GO): ubiquinone biosynthetic process
Cellular component (GO): mitochondrion; mitochondrial inner membrane
Source: RefSeq, a predicted model, not a curated record
CCAUUCCGGCUUCCCGUUUUCCGUGCCAGAUCGAAAGAUUGAAAUCCCGUACUCUACUCUUUCGAAGCAACGUUGCAGUGACUCCAGUGACUCUGCGCAGCAUGGCUAAAGUGAACUAGCAUGGCGUUGUUUAUGACUUGAGGAGCAUGGGGUUUUCUGUUCCAAUUUUGUCUCGCUGGGUUAGCAGGCUAACCAAGCGCAACAUUUUUGCUUCUGUGUCUCGCAGCACCGUUCACACAGGCAUUGCAAGCAGCAAGGAGGAGACUGAGCACGAUGGCGAUGUUCGAGUCCACGAAGACAUCCCGAAGGCUCCGCUUUAUCCUGGCCACAUACCAACAACGCUUGCACAGAAGGUCCUGAUAUCUGUCGGGUCCGCUCUUGCAGCAAUCACAGAUCCUUUCAGAGAUGACAUGGUGGCAGUGUUCGGAGAGACAACUGGGUCCCUCGCGUUUCGCGAGCUGCAUAGAAUCAUGUCGAAUGAUCCGGAAGGUAGACAGAUAUUGAGGGAUCGACCAAGGAUCAACACUUCUAUGCUUGACUUGGACUACCUGAGGCAGCUUCCCAAAGAAACUUUUGGUCAUGCUUACUACCGUUUCCUCGCAGACAAUAAUGUGACUCCGGACUCCAGACUGGCGGUGCAGUUUGUGGAUGACCCCGAGCUCGCAUACGUGGCUCAGAGGUACCGCGAGGUACACGACCUGAUACACACUUUGCUCGAGAUGCCCACACACAUGCUUGGAGAGGUGACCGUCAAAUGGGUGGAGGCGAUUCACACCAAGAUGCCCAUGUGCUCCACCGGCGCCCUUUUCGGUGCUGUACGCCUCAGGCCCAAGCAGCGCAGGGACUAUGUUUCAAGCCAUCUCCCUUGGGCACUACAUGUGGGGUACAAUGCAAAAAACCUAAUGUGCGUUUACUACGAGAAGCACUGGGAGAUGCCCCUGCUGGAGUUGCAACACAGCCUCAACAUUGAACCUUUUUCAAGGAAGCAGUCCAUGCAAGAGCACGUGCCCAGUUCGCAGAAAGGUGGACUCGUUGCAUAGCAUUACACUUCUACUGUAGAGGAAUGUACCAGCAGUGUCCGAUUUUGCUGUAGCUGAAAGGUUUUUCGUGGGACUGCGGAAACUCCGAUCGUAGUCUACAUACCUGGAAGGCUCAAGUGCGAUACAGGUUCCUUCUGAUUGCACGCCUAGCUUCGGACAAAUAUGUUGCAUUGUGUUUGUACUGACAUUGUUGCAAACUGAUAGUCUGAAUAUUUAAUUUAUGCCAACAACUUUUUCUUUUCUGCUUAGAAUACGUUACAAUAAAUUUUUUUUUUUUUUGGAAAUGUUUUUUGUUUUUACAGACAGAAUAAAAUGUAAGAAAAAAUGCU